CUGUGACGCCUGCUAAGCUGUGUGGGUGCAUAUAGUGUGUUUAUUAUUUAAAGAUACUACAUUGUCACUUGCUCAAUUUCCCGUUUUUAAAAUUCAUAACGGGGUAAAUAAAGAAACGAUACCUAUACCAUUUCUCAACUUUUUCGUGGCGUCGGUCAAGACAAGACACAUUUAUACCAAUAUGUUCAAUUUUAUGGAUAUUAAUGGCAUGACAAUGUGAGAAUAUGUCUAUGCUUUAUUCGAGUGAAUCGCCUGGGAGCAUUUUGUGUUCUAAUAGUAGCCUUUCGGGAUGUGCUUUAUGUCCAUGGAUGAAUGGUUCUAUGUGGAUUGAAGAAUCUCGUACUGCAAUCUUACGAAGGUAUGCGUAUGGAAUUACACUGCCGGCUAUUUGCAGCCUUGGAAUUGUUGGAAACGUUCUCAAUCUUGUCGUUCUCACAAGAAGAAAUAUGCGGGGAAUUGCUUAUAUUUAUAUGAGAGGUUACUCAGCUUCUGCUCUUUUGGCAAUCCUUUUUGCUCUCCCUUUUGCGUGGCGCGUUUUAGAGCACCGAGAUUUAGGAAGGUGGGAAAGUUCCAGUUUGGCCUUUUACCACGCUCAUCUGGAGUUAUUCCUCGGAAACGGCUGCCUUGGAGUUGGGGUGAUAAUGCUUUUGGCGUUAACGUUAGAACGUUAUGUAAGUGUUUGUCAUCCAGGACAUGCUCGUCCACUAUUGGGGUCUCCAAACCGUGUGGUUAUUUUAAUACCGCUGACAACGUUUUUUGUAUAUCUCCCGGUUGUCUUUCGAAGUAGAGUAACAAACUGCACCAUAUAUCCCGGUGGCUCUAGUUUCUAUCGGCGUCAGGAUGUAGCUAUGAUUGUGGAGCAUCCUUUAUUUAAAAUAUACACGGUGAUUUUGGAAAUCGUUUUUAAAGUAAUUCCCAUAGUUUUAUUGGGAAUUCUAAAUCUUAAAAUUCUAUUGGUUUAUCGAAAAUCGUGCGAACGUCGUCGGAGAAUGACUAUUAAUCGAACGCCUGGAAUUGAAGAUCAUCGGAAAUUUGCCGAGGAGAAAAGACUGAUGCUCUUACUUGGAUCUACAAGUAUUUUAUUUCUUGUCUGUGUAUCGCCUAUGGUCAUUCUGAACGUAACGCUGUCUGAAGUAAAUUUAACAAGAUAUCCUUACCAGGUUUUCAGAGCGUUGGCCAAUCUACUGGAAGUAACUAAUUAUUCAAUUACAUUCUAUAUAUAUUGUAUGUUUUCGGAAGAUUUUAGAAACACUCUUUUAAGAACUCUGCAAUGGUCUAGCGGAAACCUCCAAACAAGCGGAUUUAGUAAGGCGACACCGCCAACGGCUACAACUACAACAACGCAACACCGCAGUGUCUGAUACAAGAUUGCGGGCGGUCACAGUGCCGCCUUCGUUUGAAAGAAAUAUUCCUAUGUGGACAAUAAUUUUACCCUAGUCUAUUAUGUAUUAUCUGGGAAACUAAUGCAAAUUAGUUUCCGAGCAUUUUUACAUUUGGUUACCUUUUACUGUGCUAUCAAAAAUGAGAUGCUGUCGAGUCAUCUUUGGAACUUUUGUUUACAUGAGAAAUCGUACUUACUUAACUUGAACUUCCAAAGGCGACUCGACAGCAACUCAUAUUUGAUCGCCCGUUAUAAUAAAUCGCGGCAGAAAGAAGAGAGCGAAUUGGAUUGUGAGUGAGAAAGAAGUAUGCAUACCUACUCACGCUUGCGUAAAUAACGAAAUGUUAGGGAACUUCCGGUGCAACUGGAAGUUUUUACAAAAUUGAACAAUUUUAGCUGAAACGAGCUCAAGGAAUUACUAACUCGCAUGUAUACACUGUUACAUAAAUAUAGUUGCAUUAGUUUCCGUUCGAUACCAAGGAUGCUAUAUAAUACCUAUAUACAUAUAUAUAUAGGACUCUACGCCUAUUUUAUAUAUAAUAUAGUGGACCCGGUUGCGACGUCGGAUUUCCAUUUGUUCUUUGUUUUUUUUUCUCAGCAACGAUAAGGAGUUAAUGGUUGGACUGGUUUUGGGGUAUGUCCGUAUGUCCCGUCCGAUUUUGCAAACAUUUUUUCAAAAUCUUCUUUAAAAAACUUAAAACUCUGAACAAGGUAUGAUAAUAAUAUAAUACAUGAUUUCCAAGGUUCGUAAUAUUGGUGGAAAUACGUAUAUUAUUACAGCCAAAUAUUGCACAUCAGCGUCCCGGCAUUUUUGUUACAAACACUGAAACAGUGAACAGUGAUGCACAAACAUUUAUUACAAUUCAGCAGAUUAUAACAGUGAAUUCUGGCAGCCAGGUUCGUUAGUGACGCCACGAACAUAGAUAUCUGCCUAUCCUAUGUUAUAUAGCAUCCUUGGCUCGAAACUUUGUAAAUGCCCAUAAUAGUUAUGCUGUGAUACUACCUAUACACCAAAACCUCACCUAUUUACAUGUAUGGAUUCAUGUACGCAAAUAUUUCAAUAAAUUUAAACCUUAAAUAAAAAUAACAACAACCGCAGUAAAAUUUUCUCUGUACAGUACGUAUAACUCGUUAGGUAUAGGUACUUAUGAAACUGACCAUAUAGGUAUUAUUGUUAUUUGUUGGUGAGAAAUUUUAGAACAAUUUUGUACGCAAAACUUAUAUAAAUUAUAAUUAUGUAUGUUAACUGUAUAUAAUAUAGAUCAGCUUUCAAUGUUCAUAU
Photinus pyralis (common eastern firefly) is the source of this 2663-nucleotide messenger RNA. RefSeq names its product probable G-protein coupled receptor B0563.6. Gene Ontology annotation, cellular component: membrane. Gene Ontology annotation, molecular function: G protein-coupled receptor activity. The record is from RefSeq and is a predicted model, not a curated record. Gene Ontology annotation, biological process: G protein-coupled receptor signaling pathway. NCBI's taxonomy places the organism in Eukaryota, Metazoa, Arthropoda, Insecta, Coleoptera, Lampyridae. Bases 225 to 1361 code for a protein of 378 amino acids. The transcript has 4 exons.